AGUAAAAGCGGAGGAAAGAGCGCAGCGCAGCCAGAGACUUCCACAGCAGCACCAUGUCUCUGUACCGCAACUCCGCCUGGUUCCUGAAGGGACUGACCGAGUUCACCAGGACUGCCUUUCUCUCAGCCUCCAAGCGGUUUGUGGAGAAGGACCUGGAGGUAUCUGUGGCUGGACGCUCCUUCAUGAUAACAGGGGCCAACAGUGGCAUUGGGAAAGCCACCGCCAUGGCCAUUGCUAAGAGAGGUGGAACGAUCCACAUGGUGUGCAGGAACAAGGACAAGGCUGAGGAAGCGAGGGCUGAUAUUGUCAAGGAGUCGGGAAAUAAAGAGAUCUAUGUCCACAUCCUGGACCUCUCUGAGACCAAGAAGGUCUGGGAGUUUGCAGAGGCCUUCAAGAGGAAAUAUAAGGCACUCAAUGUACUGAUCAAUAACGCAGGCUCCAUCAUGAGUCAGAGGGAUGUGAAUGCUGAGGGGCUCGAGAAGGGUUUUGCCACCAAUGUUCUUGGGGUUUACAUUCUCACCAAGAGUCUCAUCCCCCUGCUGGAGAAGAGUGCAGAUCCCAGAGUGAUCACAGUGUCAUCAGGGGGGAUGUUGGUGCAGAAGCUGAGGACAGGAAACCUUCAGUCAGACAGAGGCGGCAGAUAUGAUGGUACCAUGGUGUAUGCCCAGCACAAGAGGCAGCAGGUGGUAAUGACAGAGCAGCUGGCCAAGACGCACACUAACAUCCACUUCUCUGUCAUGCAUCCUGGCUGGGUUGACACUCCAGCUGUGGCCAACGCCAUGCCAGACUUCCAUCGCUCUAUGAAGGAGAGUCUGCGGACCCCGGAGCAGGGGGCUGACACUGUGGUGUGGCUGGCUAUCUCUGAGGCCGCAACCACAAACCCCAGUGGACACUUCUAUCAGGACCGGAAGAUGGUGUCCACCCACCUGCCACUCGCCUGGACCCACAGCUCUGCCCUGGAGGAGCAGAAGUUAAUGUCUCUGCUGGAGGACUUGGCCAAGACGUUUCAGCCACACUGAAACAGCAGGACCUGGGCAGCAGUGCAUCGCCAACACUAACACCACCGACUUCAUAAUGACAGAGGCUGAGCUCCAGAAUGGUUCAGAAAGUUGUUGAAAUGUGGAAAAAGUGACGAGUGGAAACCCAGUCUAUCAGCGUCACGCUAACCUUGUCUGUUAGUGACUGAUUAUCAAAAUUUGUAAUGUUUUGUAACUAUAUGAUAACAGACUGUACUUCAUAAGCAUUACCACAUAUAUGGAUUGAAGUGUUAUUCAGUGUUUGAGGGUGAUGCUGUUUCUGAAGGAUGUCGCUGAUGGACAGAGCACCUUCAUGAACUGCAGUCUCUUACUGUGACUUUAAUAAAGUUGUCAAUCAGAUGGGAAUCUGAUAUGACCAAAGUCACUCGCAUCCUACCAGUUAUGAGUUCAAUCUCACUUUUGCGUCUUGAUAACCACAAGUUGUGAGAUGUUUCUAACUGCUGUGAUGGUAACUCUUCAGUGUAUUUGCUGUGUUGUAGUGCAUCUAGAGGUUGAACUCAGGCUGGAGAUGAAGUGUUCUCUCUAUGAGCCGUGUGCCUUAAACACAGCACAGAGCAGCAUCACUUGACAUGUGCAAUAAAAUCUGAGGAUUUAUGACUUAGUAAUGUCUGCCCAGCACCUUUAAGGCUUUUUACUGAUGGUGACUUUGGCUUGUCAUGUAAAUGCAUGCUUUAAUAAAACCAAAAUGCAUAUUGUGCUUAAGUACGCUAUUGAUUUUAUUUUCUAUUUAAUUCUUGAUUAAAAAAUAAAUCAAUAAAUACUCAAAACAUGUCCGAAUAUCUUUAUUAAGCAUUGGUUCUUAUCUCUCUGUGAUCUUUUUAGGGACACAGGGAGAGUAGUCAGUACUGUAUCAUCAACAAAAGUAUUUAAAAAUACAAUUGAGAUAUACAUGGACAUUAUGUUGGAACACCAACCGGUCUUUUACAAGCAGAAGAGAAAAAGUCAAUUUACAGAGUUUGUUUGUAUGGGAUGCACUGUUGUGAAAAAUGAAUUAUCUGAAAAUUCAUGACAUGAGCUCUCAUCCAACAUGAAAAUCGUCCGUUCUGAUGAGCUACAAAAAAAAAAGAAGACUCCUAUACCUGUUACACAAUCUGUUGCAUACAAAGGAAAUAAACCAUUUACAACCCAACAAACCCUCCUUCCUUCCUGCCACAGUCUGGCAAUCUGAUGAUCUGUUUCAUUAGCAAACAGCAAAUCCUGCCAUCAAUCAUACCUUAAGCAUCUUGUCCAUCUGUUGAGGAAUUAAGCCUCCAGAGUCUGUGUUUGGGCAGAAGGCCUUUUAUCACCAUGUACAAUCUGGUUCAAUGACUUGAUGAGAAGUAAUGACUGUUAGUAUCCUGUUAACUGAAGUAGGAGAGGAGAGCUGACUCCUGAUUGUACGGUAGCAUUGUAAAUAACCCUGUAAAUCCCUGUGACAUAAGGUUUUAUAACACUUAGGGUUAGACUGAAUGUCAGUAUUGACUGAAGACAAAAAAAA
Molecule: messenger RNA, 2514 nt
Organism: Sphaeramia orbicularis (orbiculate cardinalfish)
Lineage: Eukaryota; Metazoa; Chordata; Actinopteri; Kurtiformes; Apogonidae
Gene: dhrs12la
Product: dehydrogenase/reductase 12-like a
Exons: 10
Coding region: 54-1019 (321 amino acids)
Source: RefSeq, a predicted model, not a curated record